CCGGCUCCAGGCAGCCCUCCCUUGCGCCUCCCCAGGCGGGGAUGCUGCGGCUCGGCUGCGGGCUGAGGGACCUCGGAGCAGGACCCAGUGCUCUGGGUUCUGUUCGGCUUCCUUUGGGCGCUGAGAUGCCUAAGAAGGCUGGUACGACGAACAAGGGUAAAAGCCAGAGCAAGGAAUCAGAGAGACCACUUCCUUCCUUAGGUCCUGUGGGAGUUGAUCCUAAAGGUUGUGUCACCAUAGCCAUCCAUGCCAAACCUGGCUCCAAACAAAAUGCUAUAACAGAUCUGACAGCUGAAGCUGUAAAUAUAGCUAUCGCAGCACCUCCGUCAGAGGGAGAGGCCAACGCUGAGCUCUGCCGCUAUCUUUCCAAGGUUUUAGAACUCAGGAAGAGCGAUGUCGUUCUGGAUAAGGGUGUUAAGUCUCGUGAAAAGGUGGUGAAGAUUUUGGCCUCCACAACUCCAGAAGAGAUCUUAGAAAAGUUAAAAAAGCAAGCUGAAAAUAAAUAGAGGCAAGAAACAAAAAA
Loxodonta africana (African savanna elephant) is the source of this 523-nucleotide messenger RNA. RefSeq names its product chromosome 13 C15orf40 homolog (gene C13H15orf40). Gene Ontology annotation, cellular component: cytoplasm. Bases 42 to 506 code for a protein of 154 amino acids. The record is from RefSeq and is a predicted model, not a curated record. The transcript has 4 exons. Lineage: Eukaryota; Metazoa; Chordata; Mammalia; Proboscidea; Elephantidae.